Messenger RNA from Saprolegnia diclina VS20, 4059 nucleotides. RefSeq lists its product as hypothetical. The record is from RefSeq and is a predicted model, not a curated record. Lineage: Eukaryota; Oomycota; Saprolegniomycetes; Saprolegniales; Saprolegniaceae. Gene Ontology annotation, biological process: calcium ion import across plasma membrane. The transcript has 19 exons. Bases 58 to 4059 code for a protein of 1333 amino acids. Gene Ontology annotation, molecular function: protein binding; monoatomic ion channel activity. Gene Ontology annotation, cellular component: membrane.
CAGACACGGUGAUUCCUUGCGUUGGCCACCACCGUUCGUGUUGCACGUAUCGCAGACAUGUUGUCCUUUGCCGCGCAAAGGUUGCACAUGGCCCGGUCGCGCCUCCAGCAGACUGUGGCGCCGUCGAAUGUGAUCAUGGUCGAGUGCCGGCCGACGAGCAAUGAGAUGGUGCAUCUCGACGCGAGCAAGUCGAUCGCGCAAUUGCUACACGAAGGAAACGAGCGCGCCGUCCUCUACCGCCUCGCGCAGCCUACGCUCGGUCAAGACGAGUUGACCAAAGUGUUCAAGAGCAACGACGCGCUGUGUACCGCGGUUUGCCUCGGGCACACGGACGUCAUCCAGCGUCUUUUGGCGAGGCCGGACGUUGCAUUGAUCCCCGACUACAUUCUUCAGCCGCUGGUGCUGGCGACGAAACGCGAUCGCGCUGACGUCCUCGGGCUCUUUGCCGCGCGCAACCUGGCGUGGAUCACAACGUUUGGCAGCACCUCGUUUGCGCAAAAAUACUGCGGCGGGCUCUCGCUUUUGCACUACGCGGCGAGCAACCAUGCCCACAACGCGCUUGUCUGGCUCUUGGACCACGGUGUGCCGGCCACAGCGCGCAGCGACUUUGGCGAUACGCCGCUCCAUGAAGCCAGCCGUGAGCGCAACGAACGAGCGCUGACGCUGCUGCUUCGCGCCGGUGCCGACAUCAACGCCACCAACGAUGAAGGAUUCUCGGCCGUUGACUUGGCCAAAGACGGCGAUUUUCGGCUCCUUUUCCUGAAGGAACAUGCGUUUCGAUCCCAGUACCCUUUGCACUACGUGGCGCGCUCCAAUGACGUGGCUGCCAUGACCGCCUGGCUCGCUGACAAGAGCGCGAGUGAGAUUGCAACGGCCUUGGCCACCACCGAUGACGACGGGCGCACGGUCUUGAUGUACGCAGUGGAAGCCCUCGACCUCAUGCGCACCGACGGCCAAGUGCUCACGCAAUUGCUUCCGCACUUGAGCGCCAGCGAUCUCAAGCGGCAAGACCAGACAGGGCGCAGUGCCCUCGAGUACCUCCUCGAGAAGGACGUGAUCUGCCAAACCAACCGCGACGGCGCGUCCAACAUUGCCUUGAUACAAGCACUCGACGCGUUGUCAUGCCAGUCGACAUUGCCGUUGCGGUUUGCCCUUGGCGCCAAGGCCCCCCGCGGGGGCAAGCCGCCGCGGAUUUGCGGCGCGUCGACGGCCAAGUGGGACGAGCUUGAAAACUGUCUACGGACCUCGACAGACUAUGACGAGAUCAAUCUCCACGAUGCGGUGGGUGGCACGGUGCUGCACUACGUAUGUAAAAACAGCAAUGGAAGCGUGUUGCAAGCGCUCUUGAAGCAAACGAAGCUCCAGCUCGACGUGCGUACGCGGGAUACUUCCAAAGCGUUGGCCAUCACGAUUGCCGCCAGCCGCAACUUUGAAGACGGCGUGCGCCUCCUCCUGCGCGCUGGCGCGUUCCACGGCAUCGACGAGCCGUACUCUGCGUCACGCGCCAGCGAGCUGUAUAAGCAAGCAAGCGUCAGCAAGCGACUUGUGUACGACAACUGGGCGCUGCAGCACCGGUACCCCGCCUACCACUUGGUCCGGCUUCUCAACAUUGCCGAAGCCGAACGCUGCAUACGGACCAAGGAAUCCGCGCUGCAUCUUGCGGUGCGCCACGCGCUGCCGAUAAGUGUUCUCGAUCAGCUCUUGGCGCGCGACGACGUCGACUGUGACGCACCCAACGCGGAGGGGGAGACGGCGCUCAUCGUCACCAGCAAGCUCGGACACUGUGAACACGCGACGUGUCUUCUGGCCAACGGUGCCGACGUCUACGUGUGCGAUGCGAUUGGCUGGUCGGCGCUUCAGCACGCGGCGAACCAACACAAUCUGUACAUGAUGGAGCAACUGCUUGCGCACAUUGACGACCUCCCGCUGCAAAAGGAAUUUUUCUGGGGCAACGACCACGUUUUUGGCGAUGACCUCCGACGGGCGACGCGCAUGGCGACCCUCCACGUCGACGACGCCUUUGAGCCGAGCCCGUUCCGCAAGGCCCUUAUGUGCAGCACGACUCUAGUCCAAUGUUUUUUGCACGACUGCGUGACGAUGGACCGUGACGACGCCACGUUUUCGCAUUUGGACAUUGUGUAUGGCAAAUGCGCCCACAAGAGCGCGUUGUACGCGAUUCUGCACUUGAAGCUCGCGAACGCCGACCUGACGUUUGCGGCGCAGCAAAUAUGCCUCGAGCACGCAGUGUUCCGCCGCCUCCUCGAGAUCAAGUGGGAGCUUUUCGGGCGGCGCAUGUAUGUCGAGCGCCUCCUGUUGCAUCUCUUGCUCUUGGUGACGAUGACAAUAUCUUCCAUUCUCUUUGAUGACGCGCGGCCGUCGCCGACGACGUAUACGAUCGGGGUUGUGACCACGCUUUUCGUUGGCGUUGGCUAUGUCGCCGCGCAAUGUCUACGUCCGCGGGUCGUGUCCUGGCUGCACGGCAAAGCAGUGCUGCCACGCGACCUCGUGAUGCUCAUGGGCGUGGUGACACUGGCACUGGCCGUGCCGCUGCUCUUGUAUGCCGAUGCACUUUAUCUUCCUGUGUGGUAUUCCACGAUGAACCACCUAACCCUCGGCGCCACCGUGGGCUAUUUCGUUGUGAACGAAAUCUACGAGCUGCGCGGCAACCGGGCCGGGUACUGGGGCUCGAGUCUCAACGUGGUGCAGCUUGUCAACUACACUGCGAUCCUCAGUGUGUUUUUGCCCCUGAAACUGGGCUGGCUGCACGCGCCCAACCAGGUGCAAGCGGGUAUCGGUGCACUUCUCGCGUCUGUGCUCUGGGUGCUCUCGUUUCAAUUUUUGGAGGUCGUCUCGUCCGCAAGCUACCUCCUCCCGAUGAUGACGCACCUGUUUGGGGACAUUGCAAAUUUUUUCGUGUUUUUUGGCGUCUUUCAGUGCGGCUUGACGCUCAUCUUCUACCAGCUCUUCGUGCUCACGUCCGACCCGGCGUUUAGCUCACUGGGGCAGUCGUUCUCGACGGCGUUCUUUGUCUUGUUUGGCCAAGUCCCGCUCAGCUCUCUCCAAGCGUUUGACGACCCGGCAGAUUCAUUUGCGCCCAUCAUGUACACAUCCACGUCGCUUCUCAUGAUGGCGCACUCGGUCAUCCUUGGCCUCGUGCUCUCCAACGUCCUCAUUGCCAUGUUCAGCCACACGCUGGAGAAAUGCCUCGCAAACGCCAAAGCGCAAGCGCUCAUCACGUACGCGUGGUGCAUCCUUCGCCUCGAGAUGACCAUGAACCUCUCGGAAGCCGACGUGCUGCGCCUCACGCACGACGUUAAUGGCGACGGCAAGCUGCAACUGCGACAACUCUUUACCGCACGCGUCCCCAAGUCGAAGCUCGGGCUCGUCUCCGAGCAAGCGGACGCCUUGGCUCGACACACGACGGCGCGCGCCGACUGGCACAAGCAAAUGCAGGCGCUCGAGAACGUCGUGGACUCACAGAUUCAGUUUGUGGAAGACGCGCUCUUGCACGUGAGUCACUUUACUGAGAUGAACGUCGCCGUCGCGUUCGCUGGCGAGCUCUGCCUUCUGGAGGCAACGCGUGCUGCGCUGCGAACACUUGUUGCUACCGCGCGCCAGAGCCAGCGUCCGUUCCGACAUGCGAUCCUCCCGACGCUCCAACGACAAGCCUCCAAGGUGCUGAAGCGGAGCGCGGCCGAGAUGCAUACGUUGUGGCGGCGCUCGGACGACCCGGCGCAGAUGAACGACCACGACCAGUGCAUGCUUCUCUUUCAGCUCAACCAGCACACGACGCUCGAGACGCCAUUCGCAGUGAUGGUGCAGACGAUUCUGGCAGCCAUUGAAACCGCCUUUGAGAUCGAGAGAGACAUUGACGACGCAGCGACGCGCCACGCCAAGCAGAUGACCGAUAUGGCAGCACAGUUGGAGGCCGUCGAGAAGCAGAACCGCGCAUUGUCAACAGAGCUCCAAGCAAUGGCAGCGCAGCAAACCGCGAUGCUCUCGCUCCUCACUCGAAUGAGACAAAGCGCCAUGUCCACGACGCUUCCAACAAGCAACUAG